This is a messenger RNA of Laetiporus sulphureus 93-53, 2175 nucleotides long. RefSeq names its product acetyl-CoA synthetase-like protein. Lineage: Eukaryota; Fungi; Basidiomycota; Agaricomycetes; Polyporales; Laetiporaceae. The transcript is spliced from 7 exons. Gene Ontology annotation, cellular component: endoplasmic reticulum; membrane. The record is from RefSeq and is a predicted model, not a curated record. Bases 233 to 1945 code for a protein of 570 amino acids. Gene Ontology annotation, molecular function: long-chain fatty acid-CoA ligase activity.
UUUCGUUUUUCUUCACUAUAUGCUCUCUGCUCUGCUUGUGCUCGAGCGACUGCGGUGAAGUUUUUACAUGAAUCUGAGUCUCUGAACUGGCUUCGUUCAUUGGUUCGUCAAUCAUCUCCUCGGCUGCUGCCGGUGCUUCUGAGCGCCAGCGCUGUGUCGAACGAUCUGCGCGCCUCGAGGUCUGCUUUCUACAUACGCCCCGCCACGUACUAGGGAAGCGUUAUACAUAACAAUGGCUCUUUCGGACUAUAUCGUCACGGAUGACCUCACCAUCAUCCUCGGUCUUGUCGCAGCAUGCCUUUUUCUCCUGCAUAAUCUGUACAAACCGCAGUCGCUUGUGCACCCCAUCCUUCUUGGGAGACAGAGCGAUGCCGCACGAGUCAGGCAUCCAGGAGAGAGUGCAAUCUAUCGCAAUUAUGGUACAGGUAUGAUGGGAAAGUUCCCUGUGAGGCCGUCGAAAGAGCAGCUAGUCCUGCUUGAUCUCGUAAAAGCGGACUCAGAUGCUCCACGUACUCUGUGGUCAACAAGGAUCACCAAUCCCGAGUUGAGAGACCGGGUGGCAGCCUUUGGCACUGGCCUUAUCAACUCAACGAAGCUCAUCCCUCAGGAAUCCAAUGUGCUCUUGUUGUUGAAUGAUGGUAUUGAGUUCCUCAUUGCUGACCUUGCGCUCGCCUCCUACGCGAUACCCUCUUUCGUGCUCACUUCUGCAUCUCUUCUAUCCUCAGUCCUUGAGUCUCACCCUCCCUCGGUUAUAAUCACGGAUACUAGCCUGCUCUCAGCUCUGUUGGAGCUUCUCUACGACUCGAACGAUAGCGCUCGUCCCACGAUCGUCGUCGUAGGAGCUAUCAAUAACAAGGAGAUCCCCGGUUCUGAGCAGGCACGCCUGCUAAGAUGGGAAGACAUCGAGCGCAGCGGUGCUAAGAGCGAGAAGCUGCCAUUUGCGAGCCCUAACCCGCGGGACGUUUUUACUGUGUCUUUCUUCUCAUCGCCCUCAGGAGAGCUGGCAGGUACACAGCUUACACACGAAAACCUGACUGCUGGGGUGGCGGCCGUGUGCAACUUGCUCCCGAUGUCGACCGCGAUGACGCCAUUGGACACCGUCGUCUCUGCAUUCCCCAUGAGUACCCCUUACGGACGGGCGGUGGCGUAUACCGCGAUCAACGAAGGUACCAGCUUCGCCACGCUGAACAGCAGCAAGGUCUUCACCGAAAAUGGAGAUAUCCCGGUGGCCGACCUGGCCGAUGUGCUCUCGGUGAACACCUUGCCGAUUCCUUCUCCGACUGUCCUUUUCAUCAAGCCUCAGCACCUCACUUCAAUGACAGCUGCUAUACUGGGAGAGGCGCGCAAGUCCAGCCUUCUCUAUUCCGUCGCUUGGCGCCACAAAAAUGCGUCGUUAUCGGAGGGAUACAUCACGAAGCAGAGCCUUUGGGACAGACUCAUGUUCGAUACCGCCCGCGCGAAGGUAUUGGGCAAGGGCGCGGGAACUAUUAGGGCCACAAUUGUCAGCGGCGGCAUCUUCGAGGGGCAAUCUCUUGUGCCGGCGCGGAUCGCACUGUCGGUCCCCGUCGUUCAUGUGCAUACCCAUCCGUUGGUCGCUGGACCCGUAUUCGCGUCGCAUCCGCUCGAUCUGCAGACUUUCCCACAGGAACCAGCGUCUGUUUCUGCAUCAGCCUCGGAUGCGUAUGCCUUUGCGUAUCUCGCGUCGGUCGGUCCACCCGCUGUCAACAUGGAAGUGAAGAUGAUGGGCGUUGAUGACAAUGCCAUUGAGAAUGGCGCUGAUCCGUGUGGGUUGCUGUAUGUGCGUGGACCAAGUGUAGGCAGACUGCUGGGUAGCAACGACGACGCCAGCGAGGAUGCGGACCAGUGGGUGCAAACCGGUCAGCGCGCAAAGGUCGCCGCCAACGGUACAUUCAAGGUUGCAGUGCAAGACAGCAAGUCGAAGUAGUGUUACAUCGAUGUGUUACAGUCAUUGUACCUUACUUGAUAUUGGAAACUUGCAGACUGGUUCUCAUGUGCUCUGUGCUACUCAAAUGUAUGUACAGUAUUCACUGCGUUGACUCCUCACUGUUGGCUCCUUGUAUUAUAGACCGUGCGUUCGUCCCUUGACGUGAAUAGCACUGAAUUUUGGGCGCAUUGUUGUCUGCCUUGACUGGCCAAAGAAAAGUCGCGAGUGGC